AUGAAGACAUCUCUUUUCCUCAGCUGCAUUACCCUUGCGGUCACAGUGGCUGCCGCUCCUGUCCCUGGAUCGGACGCUGUUGCUAGCUACGAAUGGAAGAAGGACACCCAGAGUACUGAUGGUAUUGCCAGUUAUGAAUGGAAAAAGGAUACUCAAAGCACGGACGGCGUUGCCAGUUAUGAAUGGAAGAAGGACACCCAGAGUACUGAUGGUGUUGCCAGUUACGAAUGGAAGAGGGGUACCCAGAACACUGAUGGCGUUGCCAGCUAUGAAUGGAAGAAAGACACUCAGAGCACGGAUGGCGUUGCCAGCUAUGAAUGGAAAAAGGAGUAG
Trichoderma harzianum CBS 226.95 is the source of this 333-nucleotide messenger RNA. RefSeq lists its product as hypothetical. Bases 1 to 333 code for a protein of 110 amino acids. NCBI's taxonomy places the organism in Eukaryota, Fungi, Ascomycota, Sordariomycetes, Hypocreales, Hypocreaceae. The record is from RefSeq and is a predicted model, not a curated record. The transcript is spliced from 2 exons.